This is a messenger RNA of Boleophthalmus pectinirostris (great blue-spotted mudskipper), 2992 nucleotides long. RefSeq names its product acyl-coenzyme A thioesterase 5-like. Gene Ontology annotation, molecular function: fatty acyl-CoA hydrolase activity. Gene Ontology annotation, biological process: fatty acid metabolic process; acyl-CoA metabolic process. The transcript has 21 exons. The record is from RefSeq and is a predicted model, not a curated record. Lineage: Eukaryota; Metazoa; Chordata; Actinopteri; Gobiiformes; Gobiidae. Bases 223 to 2853 code for a protein of 876 amino acids.
UCCCCGUGCGUCUGCAGACAGACCCUCUUGGAGAUUGCCUUAGGUGACCUGGACUUCCGUAUUACUGACCGGUCUUAUCGUGUUACGUUUAAAGUUUAUUUUUGUUACAUUUUUAUUUGGGAUUUAAUAAAUGCCGAAGUGUGUGUGUUACUAUUUUAGUGUAGUCUCAUUUGUUCAUUAAACACACAGAGAGGAGCCGUGUUUGGAGUGAAUUCUGAGACGAUGACCCCAUGGCUGCGAAUUCACUCAACAUUUACAAAGCUGAAUCGUUCUCUGGGUGUUUUGGCGAAUGUUCGUCAGGGCAGCAGCCUCAGACCUGGCCCUCUGCUCUCUGCUGACCCCUGCAGGGCGCUCAUUGAUGAAAAGGUGCUGAUUAGAGCCCGUUUCCUGCCUCCUCUGGCUCCGGUUACUCUGUCCACUCAGAUGUUCUGUGAGGACGGAGACCUGUGGCAGUCCUACGCACACUACAACACAGACUCAGAGGGAACUGUCAACUUGUGCACACAUUCUUCAGUCGGGGGCUCGUUCCUCGGCUGUGAACCGAUGGGGCUGUUCUGGAGUCUGAAGCCGGCUCCAGGAGAGAGAGAGGGACUAAGGUUGAGAAAGAGGGACACGUACACUCCCUAUGUGUUUAAAGUGUCUGUUUUGGAGGGCCACGUUUCUCCAGGCCACCGGGGAGCAGAGCGCACAGAGCUGGCCUCCAUCUCCACUGAGCGCUGGUACAUGGCUCCAGGGGUUAAGAGGAUCGAGAUCCGACAAAAUGGACUUGUAGGGACCUUAUUCCUACCCCCAGGUCCUGGUCCAUUCCCGGCCAUUUUAGAUCUUUGGGGGAUAAUUGGAGGUUUGGUGGAGUACCGCUCGGCUUUGUUAGCAUCCAGAGGCUAUGCUAGCUUGUCCCUGGCCUACCUUGGGCACAAGGAUCUGCCCGGGCCACUAAAUGCAAUCAAUGUUGGGAACGCAUACUUCAAGACAGCGUUUAAGUUCCUCCAGGACCAUGAUCAAAUUUGUCGGGACAGAGUGGGGAUCAUGGGCGUCUCUUAUGGAGGUUACCUGGCUCUCAGAACAGCUACUUUACCUGAAGUUAAGCCAUCCUGUUUGAUUUGCAUAAACGGACCAGUGGGCAGCACGAUUCCACUCACUGAUGAAGGGAGAGCUGAAGAUUUCAAUCUUCACCAAAAACACUGGAAUUUCAACAAUGAUGGCCAUGUCACUUUCAAGGAAGCUUCUCUCCCGGCGGACAUGCCACCAUCACACAUAGUCCAGAUGGAGAAGAUUCCUUGUCCGGUCUUGUACAUUGCUAGUGGGGAUGACUUGAGUGGGUAUGCUGCAGAGAACGCUGAUCUGUUGAAGCAGACCCUAAACGCCUGUGGUAAGGGUCACCUGUUCAACCAUCUGUCAUAUCCUGGAGCUGGGCACAUCAUUGAGCCACCGUUUUCCCCCAGCACCCGAAUGUCUCUGUGGACUGUCAAACCAAAGAAAUGUGUUUUGGCGAAUGUUCGUCAGGGCAGCAGCCUCAGACCUGGCCCUCUGCUCUCUGCUGACCCCUGCAGGGCGCUCAUUGAUGAAAAGAUGUGGAUUAGAGCCCGUUUCCUGCCUCCUCUGGCUCCGGUCACUUUGUCCACUCAGAUGUUCUGUGAGGAUGGAGACCUGUGGCAGUCCUACGCACACUACAACACAGACUCAGAGGGAACUGUCGACUUGUGCACACAUUCUUCAGUCGGGGGCUCGUUCGUUGGCUGUGAACCAAUGGGGCUGUUCUGGAGUCUGGAGCCGGCUCCAGGAGAGAGAGAGGGACUAAGGUUGAGAAAGAGGAACAUGCACACUCCCUAUGUGUUUAAAGUGUCUGUUUUGGAGGGCCACGUUUCUCUAGGUCACCGGGGAGCAGAGCACACAGAGCUGGCCUCCAUCUCCACUGAGCGCUGGUACAUGGCUCCAGGGGUUAAGAGGAUCGAGAUCCGACAAAAUGGACUCGUAGGGACCUUAUUCCUACCCCCAGGUCCUGGUCCAUUCCCGGCCAUUUUAGAUCUUUGGGGGAUGGGUGGAGGUUUGGUGGAGUACCGCUCGGCUUUGUUAGCAUCCAGAGGCUAUGCUAGCUUCUCACUGGCCUACCUUGGGCACAAGGAUCUGCCCGGGCCGCUAAAUACAAUCAAUGUUGGGAACACAUACUUCAAGACAGCGUUUAAGUUCCUCCAGGAUCAUGAUCAGAUUUGUCGGGACAGAGUGGGGAUCGUGGGCUUCUCUUAUGGAGGUUACCUGACUUUGAGAACAGCAACUUUACCUGAAGUCAAGCCAUCCUGUUUGAUUUGCAUAAACGGACCAGUGGGCAGCACCGUUCCACUCACUGAUGAUGAAGGGAGAGCUGAAGAUUUCAAUUUUCACCAAAAACACUGGAAAUUCAAUGAUAAUGGCCAUGUCAUUUUCAAGGACGUCUCACUCCCCGCAAAUCUACCACCAUCACACAUAGUCAAGAUGGAGAAGAUUCCUUGUCCGGUCUUGUACAUUGCCAGUGGGGAUGACUUGAAUGCGUAUCCUGCAGAGAACGCUGAUCUGUUGGAGCAAACUCUAAAUGCCUGUGGUAAGGGUCACCUGUUCACCCGCCUGUCGUAUCCUGGAGCUGGGCACCUCGUCGAGCCUCCAUUUACCCCCAACGCCCGAAUGGGUCUGUGGAGCGUCAAACCAAAGAAACUGUUUACUCUUUGGGGUGGACAACCAGCCCCACACGCUGUGGCCCAGGAGGACGCAUGGAGAAAGGUGCACCAGUUCAUGGAAACUCACCUCAGAGGAGACAGAGGGUGUUUUGGCGAAUGUUCGUCAGGGCAGCAGCCUCAGACCUGGCCCUCUGCUCUCUGCUGACCCCUGCAGGGCGCUCAUUGAUGAAAAGAUGUGGAUUAGAGCCCGUUUCCUGCCUCCUCUGGCUCCGGUCACUUUGUCCACUCAGAUGUUCUGUGAGGAUGGAGACCUGUGGCAGUCCUACGCACACUACAACACAGAC